CAUUUGGGUGAUCCUGAUCCGAACAUUCGCGAUGCAACGCUUCGGUGACUUUGAAGAGCUCAAGCCUCUAACGAGUGGGCAUCGGCCGUAUCAUGAGUCCCCAUCAUUUGUCGGCGGCGUGGACUUUAUCCGUCGUCAGACGGUUCCGAGACGAGGAGCGACGACUAAAAAAGUGACAUUGACGAGUCAAGGCAACUGGAUCAACGAGUACCCUGUCCCUCGACCCAUUGUCAGUGCCAUUGAAUCAAAGUGGCUAGGGGGCAAAUCAACGGAGUUUACACAUCUGAGAUACACUGCUGCCACUUGUGAUCCAGAUGACUUCACCGCAGCCAACGGAUGGAAUCUGCGAGUCAACGAAUAUGGACGGGAAACGGAAUUAUUGAUCGCAGUCACGAGCUACAACGAGGAUAAACAUCUCUACGCCAGGACCUUGCAUCAUGUCAUGCUGAAUAUCAGGGAUAUCUGUAAUACCAAGGCAUCCAAAUUUUGGCGUCGGACAGCCGAAGAAGGAAUGCCAGGCUGGAAACGGAUCGUCGUGACAUUGAUUGCUGAUGGUCUGGGACCGAUGGACACUUCAGUAUUGGAUGUCUUGGCUACCAUAGGCGUCUACCAAGAUGGCGUGCUGAAGAAAGCUGUCAAUGACAAGCCCACCGUGGCUCAUAUCUUUGAGUACACUACCCAGCUGUCGAUAGACGCGACGCCUCAGCUGGUGCAACCGCAUGCCGGGGAUCCAAACAACUUGGUCCCCGUGCAAAUCAUCCUUGUCCUCAAACAGGAGAACAGCAAAAAGAUCAAUUCUCACCGAUGGCUGUUCAAUGCCAUCGGCAGGCAGAUCAACCCAGAAAUCUGCGUCUUACUGGACGCCGGAACAAAACCCGGCCACAAGGCCAUCUAUCACUUAUGGGAGGCGUUCUACAAUAAUCCUAACCUCGGUGGCGCUUGUGGAGAGAUUCACGCCAUGAUCAGCAAAGGAAAGAAACUGUUCAAUCCGCUGGUUGCUGCUCAGAAUUUCGAGUACAAGAUGUCCAACAUUCUGGACAAGCCGCUGGAAAGUAGUUUUGGAUAUGUGAGCGUUCUUCCCGGAGCAUUCUCGGCCUAUCGGUUCCGAGCGAUCCAAGGUCGACCUCUGGAACAAUAUUUCCACGGAGAUCAUACCAUGGCUGCUCGACUAGGUAGGAAAGGGAUAGAAGGGAUGAACAUUUUCACCAAGAACAUGUUUCUCGCCGAAGAUAGGAUCCUGUGUUUCGAACUCGUCGCCAAAGCUAGAGACCGGUGGACGUUGUCCUAUGUCAAGCCAAGCAAGGCAGAGACGGAUGUGCCGGAGCAAGCUGCCGAGCUCAUCAGUCAGAGGAGGCGGUGGUUGAACGGAUCAUUCGCCGCAUCUGUUUACGCCCUCAUUCACUUCUUCCGGCUCUAUCGAAGUGGUCACGGGCCGUUCCGGAUGUUUGCUUUACACAUCCAGGCACUCUACAAUCUCUUCAGUCUGGUAUUCUCUUGGUUCGCUUUGGCAAACCUGUGGCUCACGUUCUCGAUCAUCAUUGAUCUCGUGCCCAACAUGUCACACAUCAACCUCUUCGUCACGGACGACGUGACUCAUUGGGUGAACUUUGGUCUCAAAGCCCUUUAUCUCUUGUUCCUUCUCCUGCAGUUCAUCCUCGCGCUUGGCAAUCGACCGAAAGGAGAGAAGGGGUUGUAUCUGCUCACCUUUUGGGUAUACGCUGUACUGGCAGGCUACAUGAUCGUUUGCUCCGUCAUUCUUUCCAUCAAGGCGUUCCAAGCUGUCCUAGGUGUACCUGGAAGUAUUCUUGAUAAACUUCGGGAUUUGUUCAACAGUAGCAACGGUACCCUGGUUGCAGCGGUUUUGUCCGUGAUUGGGUUCUACUCGCUCGCCUCUCUGCUCUAUAUGGAUCCAUGGCAUAUGAUCAGCUCGUUCCCCCAAUACAUGUUGCUGGCGCCUUCUUUUACCAAUAUCUUGAACGUCUACGCGUUCUGCAACCUGCAUGACGUAUCCUGGGGCACCAAGGGGUCGGACCGCGCCGACGCACUUCCCGCUGUGCACUCGGGAGGCGAAGAUGUGCAACGGGCACAAGAGGAUCUCGAUGAAUCAUUCUUUGUCGUCGUCAAGCGAGCAGUGUCACCAUCGGCAUCGCCGAAUGUACAGGACAGUGGACCUAGCUUGGAUGAUCAAAAUCGUACCUUUCGAACACGCCUCGUCGGUGUGUGGCUUUUGAGCAAUGCCGGGUUGGCAGCUUGUAUCCAAUUUGGUGUGAAACGGACAUCGAAAUUGGUCGAAAAGUGUCUCGAGACGGACACGCCUGUGUCUGCUCAAUGUGUCCAUGAUGCUCUGUACGCGCAAAGCGAUUCAUUACAGGCGAGACAACAUAUCUACUUUCGUUACCUUCUUUGGGCCACGUUUGGAUUGUGCGCCGUCAGAUUUGUUGGAUGCGUAUGGUACUGGGCCAUUCGGCAGAUGAGUAGGUGUUGUAGGCGGAAUUGAGGAAGAACGUGGACUGGAGUAGUGGUGGUAAUGAUGAUGAUGACGAUGAUGAUG
Kockovaella imperatae is the source of this 2551-nucleotide messenger RNA. RefSeq names its product chitin synthase-domain-containing protein. Lineage: Eukaryota; Fungi; Basidiomycota; Tremellomycetes; Tremellales; Cuniculitremaceae. The transcript has 29 exons. Gene Ontology annotation, cellular component: cell septum; cell periphery. The coding region runs from base 32 to 2497 and encodes 821 amino acids. The record is from RefSeq and is a predicted model, not a curated record. Gene Ontology annotation, molecular function: chitin synthase activity.